Labrus bergylta (ballan wrasse) is the source of this 1127-nucleotide messenger RNA. RefSeq lists its product as uncharacterized. NCBI's taxonomy places the organism in Eukaryota, Metazoa, Chordata, Actinopteri, Labriformes, Labridae. Gene Ontology annotation, molecular function: nucleic acid binding. The record is from RefSeq and is a predicted model, not a curated record.
CUGUCUGCAAUGGGAGUGGUUGCUGGUGAACGCCGGGUGGGGAAGAUUUUGAGAACAACUCAUUGUCCCUAUCACGAAAUGCGCAAACGUGGUGCACGUAACCUUAACCCCGUCCCCUACAGUGCUGCAUACAUGGGACACAAAAUCCACAUCGACCAGAAUGAAAAAUUGGUCAUGUUUGGAGUGACACAUGUUCUCGCAAUAGAUGGGUACAGCAGUAAGGUCGUUGCCCACGCAACCAUGCCAGUCAAGAAUAAUCUCACGAUAUAUGAAGAAGUUUACAGAUCAGCAGUUCUUGAAUAUGGGAUGUGGGACCAGGUCAGGGUGGACCAUGGCCGGGAAUUUUACUUGUCCCUCUACAUGCAGGAGAUGCUGUCUAACCACAGACACAACUUGCAAAGGCAACCAUAUUGCCAAACUCAGUCAACAAAGAAUCAUACGGUAGAGCGAAUGUGGGUAGAGAUAAAUAACCGGGUAAAUUACCCAGUGAAGGAGGCCCUCAUACAGCUGCAGGAUCAGGAAGUCCUCAACAUGGAUGACAACGUGACUAGAUACUGUACAUCUAACCUUACUGCUGAGCUUUGCAAGAUUGGCAUAACAAGAGCUGUACAUGCAUGGAAUGCACACAGAAUCCCAGGCAAAGGAACACCCAAUUGUUCGGCAGCAGGAGGAUGUCCAAAAAAACUGGGAGAGGAGUUGUUGCCCCAUGCCUCCCAAGCAGCAGACAUGUACCAGCAGGAUGUUGGCUCUUCACUGACUAGAGUCUCCUGCUUUGGAACUGACCCCUUCUCAACUGAGGAGGACAAAAUAUCAGCAGAACAACUUUUUGCUGUAGAGUACCCUGAUAUUUCAGUUUUAUUAGAUAAUGUGGUAAACUAUAACUUUGUACCUUUUCAAGAUGCAUUGCUGUAUCUGAUAAACAUUACGCAGCAAUAUGCAUGAAUAUGUCAAAUAAAGACAAGUUGGUUCUGGAUAUACUGUAUAUUUUGUCACUUUCCUUUAACAAAUAAAAUCAAACACUUGCUAAAAUUGCAACAAUAGCAAUGUUAAACAUUACACAAUAUUUGUCUUAAGUGCAACAUGAAAUACAAAAAAUGUAUAAAAAUAAAACUAUUCUGUAUCCUCUA